Molecule: messenger RNA, 846 nt
Organism: Lecanosticta acicola
Lineage: Eukaryota; Fungi; Ascomycota; Dothideomycetes; Mycosphaerellales; Mycosphaerellaceae
Source: the annotation of a GenBank genome assembly
AUGUCCACCACGAACCCCCCAAAGAAAGACCACUGGACCGCCCAGGCCUACAAUUCCACCGCAGCCUUCGUCCCCAAACUCACCACCACCGUAACCUCCUACCUGGACCCCCAACCCAGCGACCGAAUCCUCGACAUCGGCUGCGGCGACGGCGAACUCACGUCCCAAAUCUCCACCAGACUGGAUGCAUCCCAGGGGGGCAGCAUCCUCGGCGUCGACUCCAGCAUCUCGUUCAUCCAGACCGCAAAGGAGAGAUAUCCCCACAUCCCCUUCCUGCUCCACGACGCCACGCUUCUCGACACGUGCAAGGAUCUCUCCCCCUCCUCCUCCUCCCGCGAAGGAGGACCCUGGGAUAAGAUCUUCUCCAACGCGGCAAUGCACUGGAUCCUCCGCCCCCCUCAGACUCGCCGCAAGUUCUUCGAGUCCUGCCAUUCCCUCCUCCGACCCUCCGGGACGCUGGUCUUCGAACAGGGCGGCCACGGGAAUGUUUCGGAGAUCCUGACCGCUUCCAUCGCCGCUCUGACACACCAUGGCGUUCCUCUGGAGACGGCGAGGGAAGCUUCGCCCUGGUUUUUCCCUUCCAAGGAUUGGAUGCGGAGGAUGCUCGAGGAGACGGGAUUCGAAGUCGUCGAGUUAGAAACGGAAUAUCGCCCCUCGAGAGUGGAAGAUGUAGAGGGGUGGGUUCGUCUCAUGUGUGCUGAGUUUCUGGAAUUCGCACCGGAAGGGACCAAGGAGAGCGUCGUGAGGGAGAUCUGUGAGCUGGUCGACGCUGCGAUCACGAGGGAGGAAGACGGGAGUACAUGGCUGGGUUAUUUGAGGUUGAGAGGAGUGGCAAGAAAGAAGUAG